Messenger RNA from Drosophila elegans, 2321 nucleotides. Its product is annotated as zinc finger protein 99. NCBI's taxonomy places the organism in Eukaryota, Metazoa, Arthropoda, Insecta, Diptera, Drosophilidae. The transcript has 3 exons. The coding region runs from base 243 to 1790 and encodes 515 amino acids. Gene Ontology annotation, biological process: regulation of DNA-templated transcription. The record is from RefSeq and is a predicted model, not a curated record. Gene Ontology annotation, cellular component: nucleus. Gene Ontology annotation, molecular function: DNA-binding transcription factor activity, RNA polymerase II-specific; RNA polymerase II cis-regulatory region sequence-specific DNA binding.
UCAUUAUUUCGUUCAGCUGGCUGGCAUCGUUGGCGAGAUCUCCGAUUGCUGGGCCCAAAUGUUUUUCAAAAUUUUCACUUGCUGAUAUUUUUAGAAAAUUCUGAAAGCGGAAAGACUGAGCUGAGUGUGUGCCGUCUGGGAAUGGACUCCUGAACAGAUAGAUGUUCGCCGACCCAGCAGAAGGAAUAUCCAAUUAAAAAGGUGAACAAUUUGCGUAAGAUUCGAUUGAGUGCCCCAGCGGAAUGUGUUCCACCUCGGUGCUGUGUCCGCUGUGUGCGGUGCCCAGUUUCGGCAGUAUUGACGCACUGCAGCAGCGCCUGAUCAAGGCGGCCAAUGGGCCACUGGCCUGUCCCUUCGCCAACUGCAAGGAGCUCUUCUUGGGGCUCGACAAGCUCACCAUUCACCUGUUUUCGCACACCAGUCUGAUGAGCCAGAGCCCCCCAACUACGACGCCGCCGGUCAUCAUUCAGCCCGUUCCUCCCCUGGUGGCCGUUUCUGCCCCCAAAAGAAGGGUUAAACGAGCCAAGUCCGUGGUGCCGUCGCCACCACCUGUGCCCCAAACUCCUCCCGCCAGUUGUGACAUCUGCGAGUUCAGUUUCCGGAACAGCGAACUAAGGGACAUGCACAUCCGGUUGGUGCACGAAAACGCCGAAGGAGAGCAGCAAGCAAAGCAGCCAGAACAGGAGGAGCCGGAUCAGGAGCCAUACAAGUGCCAUCUCUGCUCGAAGACGUUUCGCAUGAAGGGCUCCCUGCGAAUCCACCUGAAAGUAGUGCACAUGAUGGGUGUUCCGUGCUCCAACCCUAGUCCCGUCACCACCACCAUUGCGGUCAGUCCCUCGCCCAAGCUCAGCAUCUGCGAUCGCAUCCGGCACAAGGAAGCGGGAGCCAUGGGCAGUGGCCAGAACUCCUCGUCCACCAGCUCCCAGCCGUAUGCCUUGAGCGGGGCGAUCAGCAUGCUCCAGCAGUCGCCCAAUUCACCGGAUUCAGGCGGUGCCACGCCCAAGCUGUGGGAGUGCGACGUGUGCACCAAGUCCUUCACCACCAAGUACUUCCUGAAGAAGCACAAGCGGCUGCACACCGGCGAGAUGCCGUACACCUGCGAGAUCUGCGCCAGGACCUUCACCUUCCAGCAGUCGUACCACAAGCAUUUGCUCUACCACAGCGAGGUGAAGCCCCAUGUCUGCGUCGUCUGUGGCCGGGCCUUCAAGGAGCUAUCCACGCUGCAUAACCACCAGAGGAUCCACAGCGGGGAAAAGCCCUUCAAGUGCGAGGUGUGCGGCAAGUGCUUCCGGCAGCGGGUCUCCUUCCUGGUCCACACCCGCAUCCACACGGGGGUUAUGCCGUACAAGUGCGAUCUCUGCCAGAAGACGUUCAGAUACAAGGUGAGCCAACGCACGCAUCGCUGUCCCACCGAGGACGCCCAGACGCCGGAGCAGUUGAUCAAGGCCUUCCUGGAGGGCAGCGACUCGCCCACCCAGCCCUCGCCGGCCAGCGCUGAAAUAGCUGCCAUCAACAGCGGUUCGAUGGCCGAUCCGGAGCAGGAGGCCCUACUCUCGCAGUCCAUCGACGACAUUGUGGUGGAGCAGUGCCAGAAGCUGGGCAUUUGCGGCGUGGGCCCCCAGCAGUCGGGUCAACUCCUAUCCCUGCAGCCGGUUGCCGUGGUGCACUUCACCGGCAACGGCUCCCCAGUGCAGCAGCUCCAGAAUUUGAGACUCUACUCGCCACAGCAGACAGAGCUACCCAGUUCCGACGGCGAGGUCUUCCAGCGAUUUCUGAUGGACGCGACGUAGCUGGAACAGGGAUAUAAAUUUACUUAUUUAUCGUUUAUUAUACGGGCCUCAUACGGAUUUACCAAAUAACACUUACGAUUCGCAAAUAUUUUAUGCAAAAUAUUGGUCUGCUUCCAAAAACUGUUUAUAGUAAUAAAAAAUAAUCUUUUUUUUUCCCUGUUUUCAAUAUCUUGUGCUUUCAAGUAUAAAAGUGCAAUAUCAUUGAAAUCAAUAAAUGGUCAUUUAGUCAUAAAAUUUAUAAAAAUUGUAAUUGCUCUUUGUUUUAUGGAAUUUUGUCGACUAAAGAGUAUUAUUUGGUUACCGUAUAGAGCCCGAUAUUGUGCGCCCAAGUAUAAUUCGCAACAGACCCGACUUGGUUGGAAUGCACUUAAUUAUUUGUAAAGUUUUUUAUUUUGAAAUUUCUUUUUACUCUACACCUGAACCGAAGUUGACUGGAGACGUGACCCAGCUGGAAUUGGUCAUUGCUUCCGCAAAACAAAUAUGCAGUUAAUAUCUUACUUUUAAUUUCAAAUCAAUUAACAUGUCAAUGUC